AUGGUGAUGACAUGGGUACGCGAGCUAAAACGAGAGUUGAUGGAAGUUUCGGUCGUUUGUGAAAAUAAUGUGGUUUCACUUGGUGAUGGCACGGGUACUCAAAUUGUGGACAUUUCACUUGGAAAUGGGGUUAUACCUUUUGGAGAUGGGGUUAUACCUUCCAAACAGAGCACGAACAUACUUGACCCGGAAAGUCUUCGAAGAAAAGGAAGGCCGCCGUGCAAAAGUAAGAAAGGUGUUGUGGAAAAAGCAGUGAAAAAGAAAAGAGAAACAAAAAAAAAGACGUUAUCCAAUGAAAAUGUCAAGGAGGUUAAGAAAAUUGCAGUUGGCCAUGGGUUCGGGACACAAGACAGUGUAGUAAAUGAUAACCCAAGCUGUAUGGGGCAUUCAAUGUGGCCAAACAUGAUGCCCCAUAAUAUGCAAGCAAAUAUGGCACAAGGCGGAACCAUCUUUUCAUUUUCAUCAACUUUUUGUCCAACCGGAACAAGCUUGAACCAAUUUAGGCCUUCUUUUCCAAGUUCACAAAGCCUAUUCAAUGGUCAAUUUUGGAGAGGUCAAUCAACUAUUACGGGCAGUCAAGUUUGGGGAGGAGGACAAUCAAGUUUUUUGGAAGACCAAGGUCAAUAUUGGAGGGGACAAGAACCAAGUUUACUGCAAACUCAAGGGCAUGGAUAUGAAAGACGAGAAAGUUUCUCAGAUAUGUUGAAUGCAACGAAUAAUGAUGGGGAAUAGUUCACUUGUUUGUUUAAUGGAAAUGAUGAAUGUAUAUUGUUAUUUUUAUUGGUCUUCACAUUGAUGAAUCUGUAUUAGUAUUAGCAUUACGACGAUUUUUGUUGAACCUGUGAAUGUUGCAAGGUUGCAAUGUGUUAUAUUUGAUAAAUGCAAUUUAUGGUAAUCAAAUGUAUCGUGUCGUGUCCAUAUCGUAUCUUGAAAGAUGUGUCUUAGGGUAUUUUUUGAAAAAUUCGACAGAGUUUCCUUUGCUUUCGGUCUAACCCGACGUCACAACAUCUCAGUCAAUAGAA
This is a messenger RNA of Rhododendron vialii, 1022 nucleotides long. RefSeq lists its product as uncharacterized. The record is from RefSeq and is a predicted model, not a curated record. Lineage: Eukaryota; Viridiplantae; Streptophyta; Magnoliopsida; Ericales; Ericaceae. Bases 1 to 732 code for a protein of 243 amino acids. The transcript is spliced from 3 exons.